CUUCUUUUCUUUUAUAUUAUAUUUUUUGAGAAAGAAAUAGAAAAGUCUUUUGAUUUAUCGAAUAAUAACGAAGAAAAUAUAACUUCACCACAACAAUUAUUAGAACAAAGCGCACUCCAAUAUGUUGAUAAUGACACUAACAUGAUGUUUAACCCUGAUCAUUACUCAGUUACACCAGAGCAACAGAGUAAUACAGACGAAAUAAGAUAUAACAAUAAUUAUAAUAACAAUAGCUCUACAAUGACUUCUUCGUCUGAAAUCUAUCAACAACCAGAAAAUAUGUCUGUUUAUCAAAAUAAUAUUCAUCCAUUUGAUGCAAUCUAUAAUCAAAAUAUCUCUCCUACUUUCUCAUCUCAGCAGCAGCAGCAAGAGAAUCAACUUAGUUUUGAUCAAUUCAUAUAUAGUCAACAUCGAGGAAGUUUGGAUAUGAUUCAUGAAAAUAGCUUGUUUAGUUCAUCACAAGAACCAUCAAGUAUUCAACCACCGGAACCUAAAAUAACUUAUCAUCGUCGUCAUACAGAGAGUGCGAUCCCUACAAGGAAAUAUAAUAGUAGCGGUAGAAGACAAAGGACGCAUUCCACUGGUGGAGAUAAUAAAAAGGAGGACAUAGAUGAAGAGAGUAAACGAAAACAAUUUUUAGAAAGAAAUAGACAGGCAGCAUUAAAAUGUAGACAAAGAAAGAAACAAUGGCUGGCUAAUUUACAAGAUCGAGUCGAAUUCCUUACUACGGAUAAUGAACAACUUCAAUGUCAAGCUACUAUGUUAAGAGAGGAAGUAUUGAACCUAAAAACAUUAUUAUUGGCACAUAGAGAUUGUAAAGUUGCACAAGCUAAUGGUGUUACUAUGGAAAUGCUCAAAAACAUUACAGCCAAUAGUAUGACACCUUUUACUACUAC
Molecule: messenger RNA, 896 nt
Organism: Cokeromyces recurvatus
Lineage: Eukaryota; Fungi; Mucoromycota; Mucoromycetes; Mucorales; Mucoraceae
Exons: 3
Biological process (GO): regulation of transcription by RNA polymerase II
Molecular function (GO): DNA-binding transcription factor activity, RNA polymerase II-specific; RNA polymerase II cis-regulatory region sequence-specific DNA binding
Source: RefSeq, a predicted model, not a curated record